UGUUGAUCACAGCAAUGGCAGCUGGGCCAGCUUGUGUUGACUUAUUUUUUAGGAUUAAUAAGAAGAAGUUUGUGCCAUGCUUAAUCAAUGUGUCACUGGCAUUUUUCUUGUUUUCUUUCCAAGUUCAUGAAAAAUCUAUUUUGCUAGUGGCAAUACCUGUUGCUCUACAUUUACCUGAAGAUCCAUUCAUGUGUUUCUGGUUUUUGUUAGUGUCUAGCUUUAGUAUGCUUCCCUUGUUGGUAAAAGAUGGUCUGUUUAUCCCUUUUAUUGCUACCAACCUCAUUUAUACCUCAUUUUACAGUAUCUGCUUGCGGUUGUCUCAGCCAAAUUCUGGCUACUUUUCUAUCUUCAAUGCAAACCGUGUUGCUAAGACUGUUCAACCAAAUAAGAAGGAUAGUUCACCGUUGUUGAGUUUCUUGAGCCUGAUAUUCUUCAUAUCUGUAAUUGGGAUGAUCUUAUUGACUAUAGGGACAGUGUUUGUAGAGCCUCCACCACAGUACCCUGAUAUUUUCCCAUUGUUAGUUUCCGCAUAUUCAUGUGGGCAUUUCCUUUUCUUUUUCUUCUACUUCUACUACCAACAGUUUUCCCUGCCUGUUUGCUUGCCAGCGGUAACAAAAGUCAAAAGAAAGUAAUGUGAUAGUUAAUACCGAGUUAAAGUUACCUAUUUUAAGUCUCAACAGAUUUUAACAUACAUGUUUUAAAAUUGUUAUAUUCUAGUGAUUUUUCAUGUUAAGUGUACAGUUGCUGCUUAUAAAAUUAGAUGUGAGUUGCUAAAUUAAGUAAACUAAUUUUAUGUUAUCUAUUAAUUGUUGUAAGUAGUGUUUUUAUUUUAUUCUAAAUUACAUUCCCAAUAAAGGUACUGAUGAAUUUGUAGAUUGCA
Molecule: messenger RNA, 880 nt
Organism: Trichoplusia ni (cabbage looper)
Lineage: Eukaryota; Metazoa; Arthropoda; Insecta; Lepidoptera; Noctuidae
Gene: gny
Product: dolichyl pyrophosphate Man9GlcNAc2 alpha-1,3-glucosyltransferase-like
Exons: 1
Coding region: 15-632 (205 amino acids)
Biological process (GO): protein N-linked glycosylation
Cellular component (GO): endoplasmic reticulum membrane
Molecular function (GO): dolichyl pyrophosphate Man9GlcNAc2 alpha-1,3-glucosyltransferase activity
Source: RefSeq, a predicted model, not a curated record